This is a messenger RNA of Mercurialis annua (annual mercury), 1341 nucleotides long. RefSeq lists its product as uncharacterized. Gene Ontology annotation, molecular function: nucleic acid binding; RNA-DNA hybrid ribonuclease activity. The transcript is spliced from 4 exons. NCBI's taxonomy places the organism in Eukaryota, Viridiplantae, Streptophyta, Magnoliopsida, Malpighiales, Euphorbiaceae. The coding region runs from base 1 to 1341 and encodes 446 amino acids. The record is from RefSeq and is a predicted model, not a curated record.
AUGGAAAGAGCAAUGAAUGCCAUCUUUCAUGACAUGAUUGGCUGGAAACUUUUUAGGAUUUAUGUUCACCAACGUGGAGUGGAGAUUGAUAAAAAUAAAGCCAAUGCAAUCCUAGAAGUUCAGCCGCCUCUUAACAAAAAAGAAUUACAGAGGUUCCUUGGUCAGGUAAACUAUUUAAGAAGAUUUAUUUCUAAUUUAGUUGGAAAGACCAAAGAAUUUGUCAACCUUUUGAAAUUGAAAAAUGCUACCGAGUUUAUAUGGGAAAAACAACAUGAACAAGCGUUUGAGAAAAUUAAAGAAUAUCUGUCUAUACCUCGUUUGUUAAUGCCUCCUAAGGAAGAGGUUAGAUAUUCCCCCAUAGAAAAACUGCCUCUAGCAUUGUAUUUCUCUUUUGUAAAACUGAGGCAUUAUCCAGUACGGUCAAGAGUUUACAUAAUCUCUCAAACGGAUAUUGUAAACUACAUGCUGAAUAAACCAGUGUUAAGUGGUAGGAUAGGUAAAUGGUUGCUUGCUUUAUGCGAAUUUACAGUAAUUUACUGUCCUCUGAAAUCUGUGAAGGGACAAGCAGUGGUAGAUUUUGUAGCCGAUCACCCCACCACAGAGAUUUUUUCAUCAACUGAGAGAUCGACUGGAGCAGGAAUCAUUAUCAGAUCUCCUACAGGCGCUAAGACGGCUUUAUCUUUUAAGCUGGACUUUAAGUGUACCAACAACCAGGCGGAGUAUGAGGCUCUGGUGAUUGAUUUGGAGAUUUUGCAAUCGCUUAGAGCUAAAAAUGUGAUCGUAAUGGGUGAUUCUCAACUUGUGUUGAAGCAAUUAUCAGGGGAGUAUAAAUACAAUAGUUUAUCUCUAGCACGUUAUUAUACUGCCUCAAUUCAGUUGCUUGGUUGCUUUGAUGAGGUAUCUUUUGUGCAUGUUCCCAGGGAAUCUAACUGGGAAGCUGAUGAACUAGCUCAAACUGCAUCUGGUUUAAAAAUGUCAGGAGCAUUAACCCACAAGUUCUUAGUGGUUGAAAAAAGAUGUCAUCCAUCGAUUCAAGAAAAAGGAAUCCAAAUAGAGGUUCUUGAUAUUGGAGUCACCGCGGUGGUUGAUUGGCGUUAUGACAUUAAAAGAUAUUUGGAGAAUCCUGGAAUAAGAAUGCCGCACAGAGUGAGAGUGCAAGCAACCAAUUAUGUCUUAAUGGAGGAUGAAUUAUACAGGAAAGGAUUUGACGGCAUCUUGCUAAGAUGUCUUUCUCACCCAGAAUCUCUUGAAACAAUGAAGCAGGUCCAUGAAGGAGUAUGUGGAGCGCACCAAGCUGGAACCAAGAUGAGGUGGCUGGUCAGAAGAUAUGGUUAUUUCUGA